AUGAAGCGCGAUCAUGCUGUGACACUGACAACAAGCCAAGCGCUCCCGCUCUCGCUGCCGCUGCCGCUGCUGCCUUCGCUCAGUCCACCCAAGUUCGCCACCGCGCAUUCGGCUACAUUGUCGCACCCGCAGGCCAGCUCGCACGCGCACCCCAAUGGCCUUCGCCGCUCGUCCAACCAUGGGUCAUCGUCCGACCGCGGAGACACCCCCUCGCUCUCGCCGCCGAGCGAAACCGAUGAGCGAACCGUGAUCUUGAACCACGACGGCAUGGAUGCCAUGACCAUGCCCCAAUUGACCUCAUCGCUCAAGCACGACCUCAAUAUUGAUCUUCAUCAUCAGCAACACCACAACUCACCCUAUGGCAUCGACCAACAUCGAGCCUCACCCUUCGUGUCGACGUCCCCUUACCUCCACGACGACCUCGAAGCGCUUACUCAGCGCCUGGCCGCGCCCCGCGCCCCCGCGCUCGUCUCGGCCUCCACCUGCGGCAGUUCGGUGUUCGAUUCAGGUCAGUUCGAUUGCUAUUGCGCACUCGCCGGUAUCGCACUACCCAGCCUAGACAAGGACGCUGACUCUGCGCCGUCUCCCUUCGUGCUCUCAGCCCCCCCUUUUGACCUGUCCGACUACAUCCACUCGGACUCCAAGGCAAGCCUCGAAUUCGCGAGCAUGCCACCUAUGCACGAUUUUGAUCUCUUCCACAACAUGAGCUCGGUACCGGUCUCGCAACCCAGCUCCCUGCAAGGCCAAGUCGGCGCGCACAAUCACGCUCCCUCGCCGUUCGCCCGUCAUGCCGAGCUAGACCAGUCGCUGCAGAGCCCGCUCGGCAUGUCACCCCUCGACUCGCCCUCCGAGUACAUGUCGCCCUACUUUGCCUCUCCGCACGAUACCCAUCCAUUCGCCAGUCCUUCCAUGCCGGCCGAUGUGCUCUUCUCACCCAUUAUCGACCCUCGCGGCACCGCCCUCCCACCCGCCUCCCAGAGUCUCAUCACCGCGAUCGUUCCCGUUCCCGUGGAGCCAACGGCAUCGCCUGCGGACGACGACUCGAUUGCAUUUUCGGUCAAGCACGAGAAGCGGGCAGCCAGUCGUCGCAUCAAGAUCGAGGCUAAUGCGGAUCUAGACGCGCUAUUGGAGGACGAAGAGGACGAGUACGUGCCGACGAUGCGAUCCACAAGACGUGCGGUCAACCCGCGCAAGCGCAAGGCUUCGGGCACCGCCGUCAUCGCCGCUUCUCCAAGUGCAGCCGCUUUGCCCGAGCCGACGGUACGCGAAGGCCGGCGGGCCAAAACGGAUCUUCUUCGCCACGACGAGCCGAUCCAGAAGCGCAACUAUGUCGGCGCAUCGCGAACGAGUCGCAAGGUCUUGCCCCGAGCAAUUGCGCGCAGUCUACCCCGCAACCUCCUCAACGCCGUGCAUCCCGACGCGAACGAACUGCCCGCCGACGUCGCAGAUGCCGUGGACAAGCGUCGCGAACAAAACACCCGCGCCGCGAGGGAGUCGAGGAUGAGGAAAGCCCAGGCCCAGGCCGCUCUGGAGCAAGAGCUCGUCGAUCUGCGUCAGCGCGUCAUUGAUCUCGAGACUCGCCUCGCUCGCUACGAGGGCCCGACCAAGACGAAAAGGACCAAGCUUUGA
Microbotryum saponariae is the source of this 1629-nucleotide messenger RNA. Lineage: Eukaryota; Fungi; Basidiomycota; Microbotryomycetes; Microbotryales; Microbotryaceae. The record is from the annotation of a GenBank genome assembly.